Molecule: messenger RNA, 1776 nt
Organism: Penicillium olsonii
Lineage: Eukaryota; Fungi; Ascomycota; Eurotiomycetes; Eurotiales; Aspergillaceae
Source: the annotation of a GenBank genome assembly
AUGUUACUUCGAGUGAUUGCCUGUGCUUUUAUCUGGCUUUGCUCGGUAGAUGCCAAAAGCCAAGAUGGUACAGGUUCACGCUAUGAUUUCGUUAUAGUCGGAGGAGGAACCAGCGGGUUGGUCGUUGCCAACCGACUCUCGGAGAUGAGAGAUGUCACUGUGGUGGUCAUCGAGGCGGGCGACUCCGUUCUGAAUAACUAUAACGUCUCGACGACCACGGGAUACGGCCUCAGCUUUGGAACAUCGAUUGACUGGGCGUACCAGACCGAAGACCAAAUCUACGCAGGCGGGUCAAAGCAGACCAUGCGUGCCGGGAAGGCCAUCGGUGGCACCAGCACGAUUAACGGCAUGUCUUAUACGCGAGCGCAAAAGGCACAGAUUGAUGCUUGGGAGAAGGCCGGAAACAAAGGCUGGAACUGGAACAACCUCUUCCCUUACUAUCUCAAAUCAGAGCAAUUCCAAGUUCCAACCGCCGAGCAGGCUGCGCGCGGUGCCGACUACUACAAAAGCUACCAUGGCGACCACGGGCCUCUGAAAGUUGGUUGGCCGAAAGCAAUGACCAACAGCAGUCUACUCCCCAUUCUCGAUGAAACCUUCCAGCACCUCGGGGUCUCCUACAACCGGGAUGUCAAUGGAGGUAGUAUGGUAGGGCUCACCGUUCACCCUGACACACUCGACAGAGAGUCCAACGUCCGUCACGAUGCUGCCAGGGCGUAUUUUUGGCCCUACGAGAAUCGCUCAAACCUCAAGAUCAUCUCCAACACCUAUGCGAACCGGAUUGUUUGGGGUGACGACUCGGACGGAGAUGCGGUGGCCAUCGGGGUGGAGGUGGCCGGAGUCAAUGGGAUUGAAAUCAUAUAUGCCACCAAGGAAGUCAUCUUGUCGGCAGGCUCAUUGAAGUCCCCUGUGCUUUUAGAGCUUUCAGGAAUUGGGAAUUCAGAUCGCUUGAACCAGCAUGACAUUUCACUGAAGGUCAAUAUCUCUUCUGUCGGCGAGAAUCUGCAGGACCAGGCGAAUAACGGACUGUCCUAUGAAGGCAAGGAAUUUUGGCUUGGUCUUCCAACCUUCUCUGCUCUUCCAUCAGCAGAACAGAUAUAUGGGAACGAGUUAUCGGACUUUGCAUCCACGGUGUCUGAGAGUCUCGGCGACUAUGCAAGGAAUGUUUCCAUUGCAUCGAAUGGGGCAGUCGAGGAGGCCAAUGUACUGGAUGCUCUCCAGAUGCAGUACGACCUGAUCUUUGAAUCCCACGUCCCAUUUGCGGAGAUUGUCCUCCUUCCUAUCGGGCAUUCAUUCUCUAGUGAAUACUGGCAGCUAUUGCCAUUCUCCAGAGGCCGAAUUCACAUCCAGUCAUCCGAUGCGUCUCAGCCACCGGCGAUCAACCCGAGUUAUUUCAUGUUUCAGCCAGACCUGAAGGCACAAGUCGAUGUCGCGCAGUUCAUCCGAAAGGCAUUCUCGACAGCUCCGCUCAAUCGCCUGGUUGGUGAGGAAUUCGCACCGGGCGUUGAACACGUCCCAGAGGACGCACCAGAUGCCGUGUGGGAAAGUUGGGUCAAGUCAAAGUAUCGAUCCAAUUUUCAUCCGGUUGGCACGGCGAGUAUGCUUCCCCGGGACAAAGGUGGUGUUGUUGGCCCUGAUCUGAGGGUAUACGGCACAAAGAAUGUACGAGUUGUCGACGCCUCCGUGGUGCCAUUCCAACUCUGUGGUCACUUGACCAGUACUCUCUACGCUUUGGCAGAGAGAGCCUCCGAUUUGAUCAAGAGGAGAUACAUAUUUUGA